AUGAUCCCGGGUUUCAACGCCCCCAGGGCACUCGUUCAGGCUGAUACGGACCCCUGGCCUUCGAUCUUGCUGAGGCAGCUACAGAUCACAGCCAUGAUCCUGUCGACGCUGACCCACCAUCUUCUCCUACCCGAGGGGUGGCUCUUCCCGCUCGCCGUUCGGGGCACUGCACAGCGUGCCGCCGGGAUCGGCUAUCGAGACGACCUGAUCACCGGACCCAACAUUACCGCGUUGAUGGCCGAUCGCCCCUGGCAGGUGCUGCAGAACCCGGCCAACCCGUUGACUUUCGAUCUGGCACUCCAUCGAGGCGCCGGCACUCGAUCGGGUCGGAUCGCCACCGCCUACCUUCAACUCGAGGCGCAGCAUCGCCAGGCCUUCUGGGAAACCACUCUUUAUCUCCCGAUCACGGCCGCGCAGCGUCGGGACCCGAUCGUUGAGCAAUAUCAUCGCGAUCGCAGAGCCCAACGGAUCCGUCUCGGUGAUUGGUGGCGCCGACUCCUCGACGCGAUGUUGCCCAUGAUGCGAGAGAUGUGGGCAGACGUCGAUCUGCUGCUGGACCCGUUCUUCUUGCAGAUCCCGCACCACGGUGAACCGACCGACCUCCGAACGGCUCUGAUCGAGGCCGACACCCAUGACCCCUGGCGGAACCAGUAUCGCGACCACCCCCAGGACCAUCACGCUCAACGGAUCCCGCGCCUCCGCAACAAGUUCAACCCCAACGUCGGCGCCCAGUACCAGCGAUGA
Molecule: messenger RNA, 744 nt
Organism: Phytophthora sojae
Lineage: Eukaryota; Oomycota; Peronosporomycetes; Peronosporales; Peronosporaceae
Exons: 2
Coding region: 1-744 (247 amino acids)
Source: RefSeq, a predicted model, not a curated record